GCGCCACCGGCCUCUUCCUCCUCUCUUCUCCGAAUCCCCACGCAGGCAAGGGCGGCGAGGAGGGCAUACGAGGCAGCAAGACCGAGCCGCGCCGGGGUCUCGGGACGGGAGAGGCCGAGGAGACCCCUAAAUCGCAGAUCCUACCCCCUCCUUCCCGCCCGCCGUGCCCAAUCAGCGCGCCGUUCUUGCCGCCGCCUCCGCUUCCUCCGAGGUGAGGGACAUUCGAAUAAACAAGAAGCUGCAGGAUGGUGCUCUGGGUCUUCGGCUACGGGUCCCUGAUCUGGAACCCCGGCUUCGACUUCGACGACAAGAUUCUUGGCUUCAUCAAGGGCUACAAGCGCACCUUUAACCUUGCAUGCAUUGACCAUAGAGGCACACCGGAGCACCCGGCGAGGACCUGCACGCUUGAAACCGACGAGGAGGCUAUAUGCUGGGGAAUCGCAUAUUGCGUCAAGGGUGGUAUAGACAAAGAGCAGAAAGCAAUGCAGUACUUGGAGAGAAGAGAGUGUGAGUAUGACCAGAAGAUAUCUGUUGACUUCUUCAAGGAAGGAGAUUCUCUGAAGCCAGCUGUGACGAACGUACUAGUUUUUGUAUCCACACCUGAUCCAAUCGGCAACAAGUACUAUCUUGGUCCUGCACCUUUGGAGGAUAUGGCAAGGCAAAUUGCUACAGCCAAUGGCCCCAAUGGCUAUAACAGGGAUUAUCUGUUCUCAAUGGAGAAGGCAUUGGCUAGCAUAAGCCAUGAAGACGAUGCGAUCAUUGAGCUUGCGAAUGAGGUGAGGAAGGUGCUCAACAGAACAAAGGAGGCGAAGAUAACAGGCUCGGACCUAUCCCUGAAAUCUCAUGUUCCGCUGGUGCACCUGUCUGCGCUUCCUGAAGGCACUGUUGUGGACUCGAGAUAGCAAGAGCCUUGAGCCCCAGCUGGAUCAGCGAAGGAGAUGGCAUGUCGUCUGACCAUACUCGCUCUUUGAUGUUGUUCCACCAGACUCCGAAUUUGCUUUCAGCUCUUGCAUGUUUGUUGCCAUCGUGUACUGAAUUUUCCUUUGCCACGGUUGUGGUGAGGCUGUACCUUUCAGAAUGAAAAUGCUAAAGCCGGCAUUAGUGACAUUUGUUUUAAUCCAGAGGCCAAAAUUUAAUGGUUUCUAUA
Molecule: messenger RNA, 1147 nt
Organism: Panicum hallii
Lineage: Eukaryota; Viridiplantae; Streptophyta; Magnoliopsida; Poales; Poaceae
Product: gamma-glutamylcyclotransferase 2-2
Exons: 9
Coding region: 246-902 (218 amino acids)
Biological process (GO): glutathione catabolic process
Cellular component (GO): cytoplasm
Molecular function (GO): gamma-glutamylcyclotransferase activity; glutathione specific gamma-glutamylcyclotransferase activity
Source: RefSeq, a predicted model, not a curated record